Messenger RNA from Trichosurus vulpecula (common brushtail), 3669 nucleotides. RefSeq names its product guanylate cyclase 2C (gene GUCY2C). Gene Ontology annotation, biological process: protein phosphorylation; cGMP biosynthetic process; intracellular signal transduction. Lineage: Eukaryota; Metazoa; Chordata; Mammalia; Diprotodontia; Phalangeridae. The transcript has 27 exons. The record is from RefSeq and is a predicted model, not a curated record. Bases 5 to 3199 code for a protein of 1064 amino acids. Gene Ontology annotation, molecular function: peptide receptor activity; protein kinase activity; ATP binding.
GGUCAUGAAGAGAUUAGUGCUGGGUCUCACUCUAUGGCCCCUCCUCCUUUAUUUCCAGGGAUGGGGGUGGAUUUUACCUCACAACAAGGCCUGUUUCAAAGACCAUUAUGGAAUCAGUGUAUUGAUGAUGAAUAACUCAGCCUUCCCGGAACCACUGGCAAAUCUGAAAGCUGCUAUGGACAUGAGCUUGAAAAUGGUGAAAGACCUGCUUAGAGAAGACAUAAAUGUGACCAUCUACUACCACUACUCCUUAACUCCACUUUUCAAGAUGAAUGACUGCUCUAGUAGCACCUGUGAAGGCUUGAGUGUUCUUAAGGCUCUCAAAGACAACGACACUGUGGGAUGUGCUCUCAUGGGACCUUCCUGUACCUAUUCCACCUAUCAGAUGUACCUUGACACAAUUUUGGAAUUCCCUAUGAUUUCGGCAGGAAGUUUUGGAUUAUCAUGUGACCACAAAGAAACUUUAACCAGAUUGAUGCUUCCAGCUAGGAAGAUGAUGUACUUCUUAGUUGAUUUUUGGAAGAUUAACGACUUGUCUUUCAAAACUGUUUCAUGGAAAACAGCUUACGUUUAUAAGGGCAAUGAAAAUACGGAGGAAUGUUUCUGGUACCUCAAUUCUCUGGAAGCUGGAGUUUCCUAUUUCUCACAGGAAAUUCAAUUUAAGGAUGUGUUGAGAAGUGAGGACGAGUUUCAUGAUAUUUUGAGCAAUGAGAACAGGAGAAGCAACGUGAUUGUCAUGUGUGGCACACCAGAGUCCGUUGAUGCCGUCAAGGGUAAUUACAAGUCAGAUGAAGACAUCGUCAUCAUUCUGGUGGAUCUUUUCAAUAACCAGUACUUUGAGAACACCACGUCACCUCCUUACAUGAAAAACGUCCUCGUGAUGACGUUGAUGCCUGCGAAUUUCAGCUUAUCUAACUUACUAAACAUCUCAUUGGUGAAAGAUGACUUUGUCCUUGCCCACAUGGAUGGAAUCAUGCUCUUUGGACACAUGGUGAAGCAAGCACUUCAAGACAAGACGGGUGACCUUUUUUCUCAUGCUUUCCGAAACCUCACUUUCCAAGGAACUCUAGGUCCUGUGACUCUGGAUGAAUGGGGGGAUGUUGACUAUAAUGUGACUCUUCUGUAUACUUCAGCAGAUACUAAUGAGUACAAAGUUCUUUUGUCCUAUGACACUCAUCUAAAUAAGACCAUUUGGUAUGAGAGCAGCCCUGAUCUCAUGUGGAAGAAUCGUAAACUUCCCAGUGGUGAACCAGGAAAAGACCCUGAAAUCCUGUUGAUUGCUCUCUUUGCACUUACAGGAGCCAUUAUACUGGUACUACUCAUUGCUCUACUGGUGUUCAGGACAAAUAGAAAGAAUAACGAACUUCGUCAGAAGAAGUGGUCCCAUAUUCCAACAGAAAAGAUCUUGCUUCUGGAGACUAAUGAGACCAGCCAUGUGAGCCUAAAGAUUGAUGAAGACAAGAGACGUGACGCAGUUACAAGGUUACGUCAAGGGAAAUACGACAAAAAGGUGGUGAUCCUUAAAGAUCUCAAACACAAUGAUGGCAAUUUCACUGAGAGGCAAAAGAUAGACUUGAAUAAGUUACUCCAGGUUGACUACUAUAACCUGACCAAGUUCUAUGGUACGGUGAAGAUUGACACCAUGAUCUUUGGAGUGAUUGAAUACUGUGAGAGGGGAUCCCUUCGGGAAGUUUUAAAUGAUACAAUCUCCUACCCUGAUGGCACCUUCAUGGACUGGGAGUUUAAAAUCUCUGUUAUGUAUGACAUUGCCAAGGGGAUGUCCUAUCUGCACUCCAGUAAAACUGAAGUACAUGGUCGUCUGAAGUCUACUAACUGUGUAGUGGACAGCAGAAUGGUGGUGAAGAUCACUGAUUUUGGUUGUAAUUCCAUUUUACCUGCAAAGAAAGAUCUAUGGAUGGCUCCUGAGCACCUCCGAGAACCAAAUGUGUCUCAGAAAGGUGAUGUGUACAGCUACGGGAUCAUCACACAAGAAAUUAUACUACGAAGAGAAACCUUUUACACACUGAGCUGUCGGGAUCAGAAAGAGAAACUUUACAGAGUGGAGCAUAACAAGGGUUCAAAACCAUUCCGCCCAGACCUCUUUCUGGAGACAACUGAUGAAAAAGAAUUGGAAGUACAUCUGCUUGUUAAAAGUUGUUGGGAAGAAGACCCAGAGAAGAGACCUGACUUCAAGAAAAUUGAGAGUACCUUGGCUAAACUAUUUAGUAAUUUUCACAGUCAAAACAGUGAGAGCUACAUGGACACCUUAAUCCGACGACUUCAACUCUACUCUCGGAAUCUGGAACACCUGGUAGAGGAAAGGACCAAGCUAUACAAGGCAGAACGGGACAGAGCAGACAGGCUUAACUUCAUGUUGCUACCCAGGCUAGUGGUAAAGUCUUUGAAGGAGAAGGGUUUUGUGGAACCUGAACUGUAUGAGGAGGUCACAAUUUACUUCAGUGACAUUGUAGGUUUUACCACCAUCUGCAAGUAUAGCACUCCUAUGGAGGUGGUCGAUAUGCUCAAUGAGGUCUACAAGAGCUUCGACCACAUUCUGGAUCACCAUGAUGUCUACAAGGUGGAGACCAUUGGAGAUGCCUAUAUGGUUGCUAGCGGGUUGCCAAAGAGGAAUGGCAAUCGACAUGCAGUAGACAUUGCCAAGAUGGCUUUGGAUAUCCUCAGUUUCAUGGGAUCCUUUGAACUCCAGCAUCUUCCAGGCCUUCCUGUGUGGAUCCGCAUUGGAGUACAUUCUGGCCCAUGUGCUGCUGGAGUUGUUGGAAUCAAAAUGCCUCGUUACUGUCUGUUCGGAGAUACUGUGAACACAGCCUCAAGGAUGGAAUCCACAGGCCUCCCUUUGAGGAUUCACGUGAGUGGAUCCACUAUAUCUAUUCUGAAGAGGACCGAAUGCCAGUUCCUAUAUGAAGUGAGAGGAGAAACUUAUUUAAAGGGAAGGGGAACAGAGACCACCUACUGGCUCACAGGAGUUAAGGACCAGGAGUAUAGGUUGCCAACACCUCCUUCUGCGGAGAAUCAGCAACAUUUACAGGCAGAAUUUUCCAACAUGAUCAUUGAAUCUUUGCAGAAGAGGCAGUCCCAAGGUUUACCAAACCGGAAACCAAGGCGUGUGGCCAGUUAUAAAAAAGGCAGCCUGGAGUACUUGCAGCUGAACACUACCGAUGAUAAUGAGACCUAUUUUUAAAUCCAAGCAAGUGCUAAGACCUCUGUUAAAUUAGAAUCUACAUAUGCAGGAGAUCUUGUUUAUCUUGGAAGUUUGCCUUGUCAAGAAGACUCUAAAAUAAACAGAAAAGACCUAGAAGCUUUCCAUAUCUUUUCUGGUCAUCUCCUUGGAACAUGUUUUCUUCUAUGAGUGAGACUCAUCUCCUUAGUUGACAUAACUAUAUGUUGUUGCGUGACCUAGACAGUUUCUCAUUGAACUUUAUACCCUGAUAAGAAGGAAAGAUAAUUCUAUACUAGAACUCAAAGAAAUUCCACUCUUGUGGGGUUUUUGUUCCUUUUUUUGAUGGCUCUUUUUCUUGCUAUUUCCAUUUUGGUAUUUUUAAUUGUCAUAAUUAUAUUUCAAAUGUUAUCUCUGUAAGAUUAUCUUUGACUUGUAAUUUUUGGAGGAAAUGUUUUAUUCUGUUUGAUAGGAAUGAAAUAAAGAACUUUUUG